UUCAAUAGAAAUUCAAUAGAAUGUUCUAACGAAUUCGAUAGGUUUUUCUAUUAAAUUUUUUCGUCCGUGGUAAUUCCGCCCUGUCAUUUUGCUCAUUAUUUUAAACAAUUUUCUUUUAUUGCAUACGGCAUACAGCACCUAAUGUACAAGUUGUGUUUUGUGGAGUCUGUAGGAGAGGUUGUGGUAAAGCGGACACUUUUGACUUUCUUUUAAACGCUAAUGCGGGGUUAAAAUGUUGCUGCAAUUUAUUUCUACCAAAAACCCUCCCCCACCCCAUGAUUCCAGUAAAAAUGUCGAGAUCAGGAGCUCUGAAGCUGUCGAAGCUCCGGGAGUUGAUGUCCCAAGUGCCAACGAGAGAGAAGGGCCGAGGGAUCCAAGCCCUCCUAGUGGCCUCCGAGGACGCUCACCUCUCCGAGUACAUAACCGACCACGACAAGCGUCGAGAGUUCAUAUCGGGUUUCAAAGGCUCCCUGGGAACGGCCGUGAUAACCCAGAAGGAGGCAGCCCUCUGGACAGACGGCCGAUACUACACCCAAGCGGCGACCGAACUCGAUCCCCCGGACGCCUGGAUCCUCAUGAAGAGAGGGACCGCUGGCACCCCAAGCGAAGAGGAUUGGCUGGUCUCCGAAUUGCCAGCGAACUCAACAGUUGGGGCUGAUCCCAACUUGUUGUGCUAUUCAACCUGGGUGCACCUCGAGGCGGUCCUGACCGGUGCAGGCCACAGUCUCCUCGCCCUCGAGGAAAAUUUGAUCGACCAACUCUGGGGCGACGAGCAGCCACCACUGACGCUGAACCCAAUAGUUCCGCAGCUGUUGAAGUACACCGGGAACAAAGGGGGUGACAAGAUCGCGAAAUGCCGAGCGGAGAUGAAGGAGAACAGAGUGGGCGCCCUCGUGAUCACCUAUUUGGACGAAAUAGCGUAUCUCCUGAACUUGAGGGGCUCCGACAUACCUUACAACCCGGUAUUCUUCGCCUACGUCAUUAUAACGCCGUCCGACGUUCACUUCUUCGUCGACAAAAGCAGAUUGACAGCGGAAGCUGAAGCCCAUUUGGCUGACGAGGGCGUCCCAGUGGUCUAUCAUCCGUACGAGGAUGUCAAGAAAUUCCUGCAGGAACUGGCGUUCGGGCGGGUGGUGAAGGAUGAAAAGAUUUGGAUUCAUAAUAACGCGAAUUAUGCGCUGCAUUAUGCCUGCGCUGGGGUGUCGAAGCAUGUCAGCAUCACGCCGACGAGGAUGAUGCAGAUCGUGAAGAAUGAGGUGGAGAUCGAGAGCAUGAAGAGGGCUCAUGCGAGGGAUGCUGCAGCUUUGGUCAAGUAUUUUGCGUGGCUGGAGGAUAAAGUCAAGAGGAAGGGGCAGCCUCCGGUUACGGAGAUCUCUGGGGCCACUCAGUUGGAGCAGUUUAGAAGUGAAAUGGAAAAUUUUGUGGGCCUGUCAUUCCCAACAAUAUCGUCGGUUGGAGCUCACGGUGCAAUAAUUCAUUACACCCCGUCAGCAGACACCGAUGUACCAAUUACAGACAAGGAAAUCUACCUCUGUGAUUCUGGAGCCCAAUAUUACGAUGGGACCACUGACGUCACCCGAACUUUUCAUUUUGGGGAGCCCACGAACUUCCAGAGGGAGUGUUUUACUCGAGUGUUCAAAGGACAGACAGCCCUCGCCACUGCCGUCUUUCCUAUUUUUCUUAAAGGGAAUUAUCUGGAUACACUCGCUCGAAAGAGUCUCUGGGAUGUUGGAUUACAUUACCUUCAUGGAACUGGGCAUGGCGUCGGUGCUUACCUGAACGUCCACGAGGGACCAAAUGGAAUUUCUUGGAGACCGCUCCCCGAUGAUCCUGGAGUCCAGCCUGGAAUAUUCUUCUCUAAUGAACCUGGAUUCUAUGAGGAUGGACAGUUCGGGGUUCGUUUAGAAAAUGUUCAAUAUGUUGUACCUGCAAAUACGCCAUAUCAUCACAGAGACCUGCAGUUCCUCACGUUUGAACCAGUUACUUUCGUGCCCAUUCAAACAAAUCUUUUAGAUGUCUCUCUCCUCAGCGAUGAAGAGAUAACGUAUCUGAACAAUUACCACGCGCGUUGUGUGGAGGUGCUCCAGCCCCUGCUUCAAGGUGAGAAAAACGCCCAGGCACUGGAAUGGCUGAAAAAGGAGACCAGACCCGUUUCCAGAUAAUCCCAGGAUAACAUCGAUGAACUAUAAAAAUCAACAAAAUACCAAUGUCCCAUCUAGAUAGAACUUUUAAUACUUGAAAAAGAGGAAGAAUCAAUAAAACUGGUGAUGAAGUAUUUUCAUACAA
Molecule: messenger RNA, 2286 nt
Organism: Diachasma alloeum
Lineage: Eukaryota; Metazoa; Arthropoda; Insecta; Hymenoptera; Braconidae
Product: xaa-Pro aminopeptidase ApepP
Exons: 5
Coding region: 276-2162 (628 amino acids)
Molecular function (GO): metalloaminopeptidase activity
Source: RefSeq, a predicted model, not a curated record